GAAUCCAGAAACCGUGGAUUACCCAUAUAUGCUUUGAGACAUGCUUUAGAUGUUUUUUUCUGGAAGCCCUGCAACUACCCUAAAAAUUGAAUGUAUUGUAGAACAGACCUAUGGUGAAGCGACUUCCAGUCAUUUGGAAAGGAUGGGAUGAAAAGGAACCUUGGUGAUAAUUUUGAUGUCUGCAAGAUUUAGUACCAGUGUAAUGGGAUUAUCGGUAACACCUUCACUGCAGAAAAAGCCACCUGGCGCUAUAACUGGCAGCAACUGAGAACUAAUCCUUUCCCAUCUCUUGGAUGUCAUUCAUGAAGCUCAAAGCGAUUUCUAUCCUGCUAACUGUGAUUAAUUUUAUAAACAACAACCAAAAAUCAGGCCAAUGGUGGCAGAGUCUACAUAGAACUAUGCUUCGUGGUGUUCUGGGAAAAACCUUUCGACUUGUUGGCUAUACUAUUCAGUAUGGCUGUAUAGCUCAUUGUGCUUUUGAAUACGUUGGUGGUGUUGUCAUGUGUUCCGGACCAUCGAUGGAACCUACAAUUCAAAAUUCAGAUGUUGUCUUUGCUGAAAAUCUUAGUCGACAUUUUUAUGGUAUCCAAAGAGGUGACAUUGUGAUAGCAAAAAGCCCAAGCGAUCCAAAAUCAAAUAUUUGUAAAAGAGUAAUUGGGUUGGAAGGAGACAAAAUCCUCACCAAUAGUCCAUCAGAUUUCUUUAAAAGCCGUAGUUAUGUGCCAACGGGUCAUGUUUGGUUAGAAGGUGAUAAUCUACAGAAUUCUACGGAUUCCAGGUACUAUGGACCUAUUCCAUAUGGACUCAUAAGAGGACGUAUCUUCUUUAAGAUUUGGCCUCUGAGUGAUUUUGGAUUUCUACGUGAUAGCCCUAAUGGUCACAGAUUUUCUGAUGAUUAGCAAACAUUUAUUCUUUUGAUUUGAUUAUUGUCUCCUGUUCAAGUGAAUUUGUUAUUGCCACUGAGACCAUGUACUUUCUAAUAAACUAUUUGCUAUUCAGUUUUAGUUAUUUUUAACUGUUAAAUGUAAAGAUAAGUAACACACAAUCUGCAAGCUAUAUUAAGUCAAAAUAUAUAGAUAAAAGCAAUCCAAAAUAAAUCGUCUAAAUUUAUGAUACAUAUAAAAAUAUGUUUAGGGGGAAAACACAAAUGACAAACUCAGUUUUGAAUUUUUGGUUUUCUAGGUAUAAUGACAAGUAAUCUCUUCGUGAAUGUGCUUCAUAAUUUCAUUGCAUUUACAAGUCAAGGUAGAAACUAGUCUUAUUAAGUCCAAACCAACAAUAAAUACCAAGAGAUCAACCUAAUAAAAAGCUGCUAAGUCAUAUAUGCAUGGCUCACUCAUUUGAAAUUAAGUAAGAAAUUUUCAGUGACUCCAUAAACGAUUCCUUUUUCAAUGAGUACUGAUUUAUGCUGUACAUAGAAUAUUAAAUAUAUAAAAAAAUAAAAUUUUUUCAGUCUACUAUAAUCAAUAAUAAUACAUUAUAAAAAUCCAUUUCAUUAUACCACCAAUGUAGUGGAUCUUAUUCCUAAAUAUAGGCAUUAAUACUAUAUCUUUGUUUGUACUCUGAAAAAAAAGGGAAAGGAAUGCACCUGUUUAAAAUUAUUUUUUUCUAAAGCUACCAUUUCCUAGAUUAAAGCUGAAGAUGGCAGUGUUCAAGAAGCUUACUCCCAUUAAUACAGCCACAGGAAGAAUUUGGAAAUACAGUGCCAGCACUGAAGUCCAGCAUCCUGACUCCACAGCUACAUUUCUUUCUAUAGUAGCCCUGUCACCUUCUUAAUUAACUUUAUUAACUCAUGAAUAUCCAUAUUCAGCCUUCAUUAUGGGAGAACGAGGAUCACAUGAUACUCACAUUUAAUUAAGACCUGAGAUUUUGAGACAGUUGUACAAUAGGCCUAUAACUUUGGCAGCUAGAAAUAUCACGUUCCUCAGAAACUUAAUAACUAUAAAAGAAUGAUACUGUGAUCCAUUAAAAGAGACAUGCUCAUUUGGAGAAAUGAAUCAAUAACAAAGUUCUCAAAUGGGAAUUCACUAAAUAUAAUGUUUAAUUCAAGUCCAUUUGUUGGGCAAUUUGUAAAUAUAAAUUAUAAAUACAUAGAAAUAGCUAAAUUAAUUUUCUAUUAAUCUGGGGUAGACUUUGCUUGACAAUCUUAUUUCUCUGCAAGUAACAGAGCUGACAAAAAAAAAAAA
This is a messenger RNA of Rhinolophus ferrumequinum (greater horseshoe bat), 2186 nucleotides long. It is a transcript of the gene IMMP1L, whose product is annotated as inner mitochondrial membrane peptidase subunit 1. The record is from RefSeq and is a predicted model, not a curated record. Gene Ontology annotation, molecular function: serine-type endopeptidase activity. NCBI's taxonomy places the organism in Eukaryota, Metazoa, Chordata, Mammalia, Chiroptera, Rhinolophidae. Gene Ontology annotation, cellular component: mitochondrial inner membrane peptidase complex; membrane. The transcript has 7 exons. Bases 294 to 899 code for a protein of 201 amino acids.